This is a messenger RNA of Drosophila obscura, 4742 nucleotides long. Its product is annotated as guanine nucleotide exchange factor DBS. The transcript has 18 exons. Lineage: Eukaryota; Metazoa; Arthropoda; Insecta; Diptera; Drosophilidae. Gene Ontology annotation, biological process: intracellular signal transduction. The record is from RefSeq and is a predicted model, not a curated record. Gene Ontology annotation, cellular component: cytoplasm. Gene Ontology annotation, molecular function: protein binding; guanyl-nucleotide exchange factor activity. Bases 454 to 4317 code for a protein of 1287 amino acids.
CGACCUAGAGGAAAUGAAUGGGGCGCAUGCCCAUCAUUGCUUCAUCAGCAAUGCAUUUGAAAACCAAACCAAUGCUUUUCUGAUUUUAAGUCCGCAAUGACAAGCAACAUCACAAAUAAAGUCGCCGGUUCGGAGUUGUGAUUUUUCGUAGAAAUAGGGCCUUCCCUUUCUUCCUGCGAAAAAAAUCUUUGCUAGAGAACUAUCUAUUCUAUAUUGCAGAUAAUGAUGUAAAGUUAACAUGUAAAGAAAUAUAUACUAAUAUAUUUAUCUAAAUUUAAAACUUAUAAAACGACGGUCCGAUGAGAAAAAUCCAUCGAGUGCCAUGCUUUUUAUAUCAUAAACGCAACGUGAAUGUUCUUGAUUGUACAAUUUGUGAAUGUGUUACUGAUGCCCAAAGCUAAAACUUGUUUCAAAUAAAGAACAUAUUUUUUAUACAGACACAUAUGUACAUAAAUGCAGAAGAAGGAUUCUGUAAUGGAAAACUCACCGUCCCAUUCAAUUGAUAUAAAAAUUGAUAAUUUCCUUGAGCACUUUCAACGUAGUGCUUCUAAGGCCGUCGAAAUUAAUGGCGGUGAAUGCAAUGGAAAAGCCGUGCAAGGAGCAGCGUCUGGCUGUGCCCAACCAGGAAGUCCGCUACGUCAAACAGCAAAACUCUUCAAAAAAACUAUGAGUCAGUCCAGCUGCUUAGUCGUAUCCGAAUCAAAUGAUAAUGAUUUCGGGAGCCCGCCGACUGAAUCACAGGAAAAAUUGGUGGGACUGCAGCAAAAGUUCAGCCAGCACAUGAUCGACUCGCAAAUUUCGAUCAGCAGUGGCACUUCAAUACAGACUGCUUUUUUUCAGUCGCUCAACAAUUCCCCGGCACAUCAAGCCACAGACCCCAUGCACCUCACAGCGUCAACGUUCAAUAGCAUAUCCGCUACAUCUGUCAACACACAAGGUGUUGUCUACGCAACAGACGCGUUGAGCGCUCAACGUCCAUCAGAACUUAUAAACUCCCUGGUGGAACACAUAAAUCCAGCCCAAGUAGCAGCUGCAAUGAGUGGCGAAGGUGUACUGAACAUUGCCGAUGUGGCAGAUCUCUUACACCCCCAACAUGCUAUCAUCACUGGUGGACGUUCUCAGGAGGGGUGUCCGCUAAUAAUCUUUCCAGAUAACAAUAAUUUUAGUUUGUUAGAAGAAGCAGAUUACCAAAAGCUAAUUUUGUAUCUUAGUUCAGUACCGUCAUUGCAAGACGCUGAUCUUGGAUUUCAUUUAAUUGUGGAUCGCCGAAAGGACAGGUGGACUUCGGUGAAGACUGUUUUGCAAAGAAUCUCGAUUUAUUUUCCCGGUAUUAUUCAUGUGGUAUAUGUGCUUCGUCCGUCGGGUCUCUUUCAAAAAGCUAUAUCAGAAGUAAGCACGAAAUUUUCCAAAGAUGAAUAUAGAUUUCGGCUUGUUGUUUGCUCGGCUCUUUCUGACCUACAUGAGUUUGUCGAUGCUAGCCAAUUAACACCCGAUAUGGGAGGGGUUCUGAUCUACUCACACCACGAGUGGAUACAACAAAGAAUUUCGCUUGAAAAGUUUUCGAGCCUAACACACCAAGUUUCUGCUGAACUGGAUAUAUUUAUUCAAGCUAUACACGAUACUGAGUUUCCAAAUUCAGUGGAGGCAACCAAAACUCUAUUAGAAGUUCAAGGGACAGACUAUACGCGCUUAAAGGAGGAAAUACUUUCUGCAGCUAAACACGGAGAAUCCCUUCUGGAAAACAUUAAAUUAAUUGAUGAAUAUAAAGAAUUUUCUGAGCGCACCGGAAACGUUAGUGCUAUCGAAAGAUCCAGUGCAGGGCAGCCGAUGCACCGUCAGCAAAUUAUUUAUCAUCAACAAUAUACAUUUAAAAAACCCCAACAUUAUGAUGAUUGUCGCGAUUACCGUAGACUUCUUGUGCAGCUGGAGGAGACGGAGCGACGCUUCGAUGAGUUCUGGCGUACGCACCGCAAUCGCCUAGAACAGUGUCUGCGUCUGCGGAUGUUCGAGCAAGAGUUUCGCGAUCUGCAGAAUAUAUUCGAUGGGCAUCUUAAGACGAUAGCUGAAAUGACUGAAAUCGGCGAGAGCGUGGAACGUGUUGCUAUGUUGAUACAAGAAACCGAGGAUUUUCAAUCAAUGAUCAGGACUGACGUUGAGCGUACCGAAGAAGUUUUACAGGCCGGACAGCAGUUGAUAGGCUCACGCGGAGUUUACCCCUGGGAAGUCGUUCAGCCCAAAUGCGAUGAGCUCCAGCGCGUUUGCCAUGUAGUUAGCAUGCGCCUAACUAAAAGGUUAGAUAUCCUUGCCAAAAAUAGCGAACUAAUGGAGAGAGUUGAAAAGGCUAAUCAGUGGUGCGCCAAUGGUGUGGAGUUGUUGGCCUCCCAACGCAUCGAAAAAUGCUCAGUGUCAGCCGAUCUGGCCGAGCAGAGUCUACACGAGAUACAAGCUUUCAUCGCUUCUGCUUCUGACUUUAAAUUAUCUAGUCCAAGUGAAUUUAAAAAAAUUUUCCUCGAUAGCACUACUCCUGAGACCAAAGCUCUUGUAUCACAGGUGCUGCAGAGAAUUGAUGAUGUGUCUUUGAUGUGCGACAAGCGUAUUGCCAGUCUCAAGAAAUUGGCGCUGAAACCCCCGCGACCUGUGCAACAAGUUACACCGGAGCCUGCUGUUCCUCUUCAACCUCCCGGGGGGGCACCACACCUACUCCGCCGUAAGCACAAUAAGACUGAUGGUAUCCAUGAGUUAAGGCCUACAUCUAUUGAUGUUGUAACGGAUUCGGGGAUAUCGUUAACCAGCAACUCGAACCCAGACAGCGUCGAGCACCUACAAAAUCAACAGGACUUGGAUGCCCGACGCCUUAAACGUGGUCAUGUGCUAACGGAGCUUUUAGAGACGGAACGCAUCUACGUAAACGAAAUGAGUUCAAUUCUAAAGGGCUAUUAUGAUCGAAUUAAAUCGGAAGAUCUUUUGCAUCUUGCCCCCCCGAGCCUGAAUGGGAAAGAGGAUAUCUUGUUUGGCAACCUACACGAACUCUAUACCUUCCACAACGAUAUUUUUCUUAAAGAUCUGGAAAACUGUAUUUCAACCACUGAACUUGUGGCGCUUUGCUUCGUUCAGCGGCGAGAUACUUUUUAUCGGCUGUAUUCAUUUUAUUGUCAAAACAUCCCACGAUCGGAGCGGCUGCGCGAAACCCUUGUGGACACGCACCUAUUUCUACAAGAGUGCCAAAUGCGACUGGGUCAUAAGCUCCCGCUAGCUGCGUAUUUGCUAAAGCCAGUACAAAGGAUCACCAAGUACCAACUUCUUUUGAAAGACUUGCUUCGCUUCAGCGACAGUGGCAGCUGCACCAAGGAGCUUCAGAAGGCGCUAGAUUGCAUGUUGAUCGUACUCAAGUGCGUCAACGAUUCCAUGCAUCAAGUGGCUAUAACGGGCUUCCCGACCGAUCUAUCGCAACAGGGCGAACUACUUCUUCAGGAUUCAUUCCAAGUUUGGACAGAGUCAAAAAAGGACAUUCGUCUUCGCAUCAAGCCACAGCAGCGACACAUAUUUCUUUACCAGAAAUCCAUGUUGUUCUGUAAGCAAACCUCAAAGCCGGGUCAUAACAAAAGUACCUACCAGUUCAAGCACCACGUAAAGAUGUCUCUAAUCGGGUUGACCGAAUCUGUGCGAGGCGAUACAAAACGUUUUGAAGUUUGGCUUCAGGGUCGACAGGAGGUACAUACUCUGCAAGCAGCGACGGUCGAUUUAAAGAACAAGUGGGUGGCAGAGAUCAAGCGUGUUUUACUCAAUCAGCUAGAAGAAUUAAAAGGCGAAAAAAUUAAGCAGUACAGCCUUAACCACCGUGGCCUCAGGCAAACGACUUCAUGGGACACCCCUAACAUUAUUCUAGCGAACACGAUAAGCUUUGAUGCCGGUUCAGAGUCUUCCAACCGAAACUCGAACUGCAGCAGCGAUGAUAAUGCUGGAGCUGCGUCUAUCAACUCUCAUAGUGGCGCUGCGGACAAGGAGCAACAUGAAGUUUGUGGAUGGAGCUCAGACUGCUCCAACAGCGAGGACGAAUUAUCUCUGGUCGAAGAUAAUAGCACGCCGGGCAGUAAAUUCAUUGCCCUGGCUGACUAUACUGCUAUGGGACACUCGGAAGUUUCGAUGCGUGAAGGUGAAACUGUCGAGCUGCUUAAAGUGGGCUGUGCCGGCUGGUGGUAUGUGCGAAUCUUAGAUGCCACUUCAGAAGGCUGGACCCCAGCCGCGUAUCUGGAAUCAAUCAAUCGAAAAUCUUCACGAUCAUCGAGUCGCAAUCAGGAACGAAUAAAUUUUAGAUAAUUUGUUAUUUUUAUCUACUAGCACAAUGCCUAUAAGUCAUCUUGAUUAGCCAAAAUCAAAUUCAUCGUCUUCUAUAGAUGCAAAAAUGGUUGCUUUUGCGGCACGCAACAAUUUUUUGUAGUUGUACGAAAAACACACCUAAUAUCAUUCCACCACUCUGACAGAACCUCCAAAUAUUUUGGUGCCGCCUAUUUAUAAUUUUCGUAAAAUGUAACGGAACUAGUAUAUAUACAUAUAAUAGAUACAGAUGUAUUUAUAUCAGUUCAAAAUGUCUAUGUGCAAAAGGACAAGAUUAAAUUGAUUUUGUUUGAGCCAAUUCGAAUAGUAUAAUUUUAAGCUCUAUAGUCUUAUUACUUAAGACCAUUACAAACCAAAAUAAAAAAUUACUUAAGCAAAUAAAUAUAAACUUUUCGGAAUAUUGAAAU